AUGGCGCUGAGCGGCCAGGUCGGUGCCUAUGGGGAGGGUGGAGAAAGACUUUGAACCCGGCCUCCUGCCGGCGUGGGGAGGGGUGGUCCCUAGGGGAGAAGGAAGGGGGUCGUGCCUGGGGGGCAGCAGCACAGCCCCAUGGGGAGCGAGGGUGGGUUUGUGGGUGACUUGUGGGGUGGGGUGGGGGGAGGAAGGGAAGUGUUGACCCCCCCAACCGACCGACCACGUCCCUGUGGGAUGCUUCAAAGGGGUCUGAAGGCAGGGUUUGGCUAUGGGGGGUGGGGAGGCCGGGGGUGGGGUUUGGGGGCACGACCCCUGGGUGAACAUAGGGUGCGUUGCAAGGGAGGGGGUGGGGGCCAGGUGAGCCAAGGGGGGGGGAGGGUGAUGGUGGUUUGGCCAGGUAAGGUGUUGCCCAAGGAGGAGGGGGGGGGAUCUGAGGAUGAGGGGGAAAGACGGGGUAGCUUUUGUUAGAAAUCAAUCCAUCAACUUGAAAGGCAGCUUUCUUAUACGGUUAUCAUGUAUUUUAUUAUACCCCGGCUUCCCACCCCCGGCAUAACUCAAGGCAGGUUACAGAUUUUAAAAAAUGAUAUGCACCCCUAAGAAAAUAGGAAAAACAGGAAUUGAAAGACCAUGAAGCAUGAUAUUUCUAAGGGAAUCAAUUUUGCUAUUUGUACAGCAUGAGGUGGGAACACCUAUAAGCAGAGCACAUGGUUACUACAGUGGUACCUCAGGUUAAGUACUUAAUUCGUUCCAGAGGUCUGUACUUAAUCUGUUCUUAACCUGAAGCACCACUUUAGCUAAUGGGGCCUCCCGCUGCCGCCGCACCGCCAGAGCACGAUUUCUGUUCUCGUCCUGAAGCAAAGUUCUUAACCUGAAGCACUAUUUCUGGGUUAGCGGAGUCUGUAACCUGAAGUGUAUGUAACCUGAAGCGUAUGUAACCCGAGGUACCACUGUAUUGCUAUUUGACUGCAUGCAAAAGGGCUGCUCUUGCAGACUUUGACAGCAACCAAGUGAAGGAAGAAACCACUAAGGAACAUCAGCAAGAUCUUCACCUUUGUAAGGUAAAGGUAAAGGGGCCCCUGACCAUCCAGAUGGAGAUGUCAGUCGCCAAACUUGCACCCAGAGCUCUCCACGUGGUUGCAGUUGGACCCGUGCCAGUCGCAAAACACAUUUGGUAUCUGGCUCAUCUGGCUAAUUUCUAACAUUAGCCAGGGUAGAAAAUCCUGUAGUGAAUAGGAAGCUAUCAGGAUCGGAUGUGGGGGAAGAUAUUCGAAUGCUGGCUGGCGGGGGAAGAGGUUUAGUUAGAAUUUUGUGCUGUGCAUAAGCAGAUUUUGUCACUGCUAGUAUGUUCAGUAGCUAUCAGUGUCAUCUCCAGCCUGCCUUACCUAGAACAGAGGUGCUGAAACAGUUUUCUUUAGAUGACUGGUGGUCUACAAGAUCUGUUCAGCUGGUCUGCGGAAAGGUUGUGGAACAGUUGGGAAUAUCUGUACAGUGGUACCUCUGGAUGCGAAUGGGAUGGGAUCCGUUCUAGAGGCCUGUUCGCAUCCUGAAGCGAACGCAACCCACAUCUGCGCAUGCACGAGUUGCGAUUCGCUGCUUCCGCGCAUGCGUAUGACGUCAUUUUGAGCGUCUGCACAUACGCCAGCGGCAAAACCAAGAAGUAACGCGCUCUGUUACUUCCGGGUCGCUGCGGAGCACAACCCGAAAAUAUUCAUCCUGAAGCUAUUUCAACCCGAGGUUUGACUGUACUUGGCUCUGCACUGAUUUCUCCCCCAUUUGACCAGGGUCUGGUUUUAAAACAGGGCCCUGAUCCAGGGCCUGUGAUUUUUUCAUAAUAGCUUUGACUAUGGUACCGGUAGCUGAAGGAAUAUGUUUUAUAUUUCUUUAUCCAUCACAUUAGAAAGGUAAGACUACAAUUAUUAAAAUACAAGCUGAGUUAGGUAUGUGCUUUGAUUUAUAGAACAAAAAAUGUUUAUUAAGCAGUCCACUGAGAAACCCCACCCUCUAGUGAUCUGUGGAAAAAAUAAGCUCAUUAUCCACUAACGUAGAGAAAACUCUGACUCCUUUUAAUAGCCCCAAUGCUUUCAUUUGCACAGUCUCAACAACAUAUCCUUCAGGGUGUGAUCAUGGCUCUGUGAUCUUCAUUUUUUGUCUUUUAAGAAACACCCAGACUGCUUUGGACAAAAUUACAGGAGGCAUAAGUAUCUUGAGCAAUCGCCCCACCACAGGAUACAAAAUAAAGAUGGAAUGAAUCUUUGAUUCUUAGUUUGGUGCACUAGAUAUUCCAACAGAACCGCUGUCCAUAGAUGGCAAAAAAGUGCCAUUGAGAUUGUCAAAGACAAAAAUACAUGAUUGAUCAUUUAUGUGGAUUCCUAAGGCACCGUGCAAGGUAGCAUUUACUAGAUGCUUUGCUUUAUUUCUUAAGGCAAGGUGUGCAUUGCAUGUGUCUCUUGUUUUACCAUGUCAGGAACACUGAAGUUCCCUAAUUGCUUGGCUGUCAUGACUGACCCACGGUGUUUUUGGCCAAAUAAGCAAAGCAGGCCACACGUUGAUAUGAUUUCUACAAUGGUUAGGAAGGAGGUGAUGGGGGAGGGAAUUAAUGAUGUCUCCUUUGUUACUGGUGACUCAUUCUUUGUUAGCCAGCCUGUUAAGCUGCUCUUCCCCCAACAGCUGAUGGAUCCUGCUGGCUUCAUAUCAACCCUACAGAUAACUUUUGCUGGUAUGACCAGCUGCUUUACUGAAGACCUAGUCAUUUCUUUGAAUAGGGAACUAGCAUGUGUGGUUGACACAAUAAGACCGAUGUAAAACUGACAGCUGAAAAAGGGUGCCUAGAAGCAUGAAGUCAAUUAAAAGCGAAGGAUAAGAAGCUCAGCUGAAAGUUUUUUUAUUAUUAUUUAUUAGCAGAUUUAUACCCAUCCCUUCUAAUGCCUUUACAUUGCUCAGGGCAACUAACAGCAAACCAAUAAAAACACAAAAUCAUCCUAAAAGCUAACAACAUGCAGUUAUUGCAUGCGCUAAAUUGUACCUUUAUUUAGGCUUUUUCUGUGCUUCGGAACAUAAUAUUGAUGCUUUUUUCAUUCUACUGGAUGUGCUUGUAUUGGUGCAGAAGUUAAAAUGUGGCUCAUCUGUAUUGCUUGCUGAUAUCCUUGCUAAGAACAUAGGAUGAGCUUAUUUACGUUCUUAAGCAGGAGUGCCUUCAAGAUUGCUGAACAGAGAUUAGUUAUAUGUUAAUUAUUUAGAGAUCCCAAGUAAGUGCUCUUGAUUUGUAAAUAUAAAAUGCAUCAGUGGACUAAGAAGAUUGUAAUGUAUUUUUAACUGAUUAGCAAGUCUGAAAUCCCUACAUUAAUUGCUUUAUAUUAAAAAUGUAUAAAUUGUACUUUAUCCAGAAAUGAAUAACACAGACGUAACAAUGCGGCAAAAAUAGACGGAUAAAGCUAGUCAACCAUCUAAAAAUAUAUUAAUCUAAAAUGCCUUGGCAUAUAAAAAAGUUUUUGCCUGGCGCUGAAACCCAAUAUUGCAUUGGUUCUAUGUGUCCUUCCCAUGGGAGGGUAUUAUUCCAUGGGAUGCCACUGCAUGCCACUGCAGAGAAGGCAGUGGAGUGAAUUCUCUCUUUCUUUUUUACAAAAAUGUUAUUGAUUUGCCACAUUUUUAAACAAACAAACAAACAAACAAACAAACACAAAUCAUAACUAAACUUAGUCCAAUGUUAAUAUCAUAGUUAAAUGACUUCCUCAAAUUCCCUUGACUGAAUUUCAUUAUAUAUCAUUGUAACAGUUUUCCAAAAGAAGUUUCUCAUAAAAUUAACUUACUCCUUAACAUCUUUGUCUCUUUUCAUCUUAACUUUAAACAUAUUGUUUUGUAAUUUCACAUAUUUAAAUCCUUAGCCUAUCUGUUAUUUUGCAAGUGUUUCUAUUUAAUUUAUCUUAGCAUAUUUAGAUAAAUAGUCUUUGAAUUUCUUCCUGCUCCUCCUUCUGGUCACGAAUUCUACUGGUCAUGUUGGCUAGCUCCGAAAAGUCCAUCAUCUUCAUCUGCAAAUUCCUCCACUGUUUCCUCUGUUUUCCAAUUUUUGGCUAAUAAAAUUCGAGCUGCAGUUGUGGCAUACAAAAACAGUCUAACUUCUUUUUUGGGCAAUUCCAAACCUAUUAUUCCAAGAAAAAAGGCCUCUGGUCUCUUAACAAAUGUAUAUUUCAACAUUUUUUUCAACUCAUUAUAAAUCUUCUCCCAGAAGUCUUUCACCUUGGGACAGGUCCACUACAUAUGAUAAAAGGUACCCUCCUUUUGGAGUGAAUUCUCAGCAGAGUGCUGUGCUGUUUUCUCUUCUGCUUAAUGUUGGGUUUUUGCAGGAGGUAGAAGUGGGGUGCUGUUGGAGCUUUCUUUGCAAGAGAAAAGGUGUUUCUUACAUUCACAGAGAAUGGGGAAGGAGAGGUUCUUUCUCUCCUGCAUGUUGGCUUUUGCAUGAAGGACCUGCACUAGAGAGCAAUAGGAAGGGGAAGGGGAACCCGGCGUAAGAGUAAAACCGCCCUCUCCUUCCCCGGGUUCUCUGCAUUGGCCGCAGAACUCUGCAAAGCGAGGAGCCAGUGGCUAACAAGUAAAAUCAGAAGUUAUGGACCCUUGCUAAAGGAUCAGAAAAAACUGAAUAUAUUUCCUUCCAAAUAUAUAAGAGGCUAAAAUAUUACUAUUUUUCAUUAGCAGGGACAUGGGGGAGGGUUGGGUGGAAAAGACCGAAAGCUUCCCCCACCCUGCUAGAUAUUGCCUAGUUAAGAAAUACAGUGGUACCUCGGGUUAAGUACUUAAUUCGUUCCGGAGGUCCGUUCUUAAGCUGAAACUGUUCUUAACCUGAAGCACCGCUUUAGCUAAUGGGGCCUCCCGCUGCUGCUGCGCCGCCAGAGCACGAUUUCUGUUCUCAUCCUGAAGCAAAGUUCUUAACCCAAGAUACUAUUUCUGGGUUAGCGGAGUCUGUAACCUGAAGCGUAUGUAACCCGAGGUACCACUGUAGAGUCAAACCUUGGUUGUCAAACGUAAUCCAUUCCGGAAGACCGUUUGACUUCCGAAAUGUUCGAAAACUGAAAGCAGAAGCCUCAAUACAGUAGGGAGAAACUCAAAACGGAAGCCACAUUGGACGUUCGGUUUCCAAAAAUAUUUCGAAAACCGGAGCAGUUACUUCCGGGUUUUUGGCAUUUGGAAGCUGGAACAUACGAUAACGGAGGCGUUUGAGAACCGAGGUUUGACUGUAUUACUGAAGGUCAUCGUGUUUUUAUGUAAACUGCUUAUUUUUAUUAUGGUAAGUAGUUAUAUAUAUAUAUAUAUAUAUAUAUGAUAAAAUAGAACUCUCUAUAGAAUAGAACUCUCUCUCUAUAUAUAUAUAGUAAAUAAAAUAGAACUAACUAAAUAAAAAAGCUGCCUAUUAUGCCAACAUUUCUGAACCCUUGCUAUUAAUGAAAAAUGCUAGAUCCACACAGUCCUAGCUUACAGUAAUGGAGAGAGUUCUGUGUGCUUUAUAGUUUUUACAGAGCAGGAUUAUUUUGUCAUUUAAAUGAUAAUUAGGGUAUUCAUUUCCCAUUACCUUCGAUAUCCAUUUCCCGGCAGGCAAUUAACGUGCGGUUAUGUUCUUCCUAGGUUUCGGAAAGGAAGAAGAUGCCCAGUAAUGCUGUUCUCUUGGAAUCUAAAUCCUCACCCAUCAACCUUCUCAAUGAAAUGCACCAGCUGCGUCUCCUGGGACACCUUUGUGAUGUGACUGUCAGCGUGGAAUAUCAAGGGGUCAAGGCAGACUUUGUUGCUCAUAAAGCUGUCCUGGCGGCAACCAGCAAGUUUUUUAAAGAGGUGUUUCUCAAUGAAAAGUGCAUGGACGGACUAAGGACAAAUGUACUAUUGAACGAGGUCCAGGUAGCGGACUUUGCAUCUUUUCUUGAGUUUGUAUAUACUGCCAGGGUAGAGGUAGAAGAAGACCGGGUUCAACGCAUGCUGGAAAUGGCCGAGAAGCUAAAGUGCUUGGACUUGUCGGAAACCUGCUUUCAGCUCAAGAAGCAGAUGCUCGAAUCGGUGUUGUUGGAGUUGCAGAAUUUUUCCGAGUCACAGGAUGCGGCGGAGGACAGCGGUUCCCAGCCAGGCAACUUGCUUGAGCUGAGGGCAGUCACUGAGACGCCGGGGGACAACACGGACCGUGUUGCGGAUUCUCCUCUCGGCAGACCCAGGGACGGCGAGGGCCUUGAGGCUCCCGCCGCUAAAUUAAAGGAGAAGUUAGACAAGAAGAAAGAAGCCUUGAAGACGUCCUGCGCCAAGAUCAGGAGAGCCAGUGGAAGACUGGCUGGCAGAAAGGUGUUUGUGGAGAUCCCCAAGAAAAAGUACACGAGGCGCCUUCGAGAGCAGCAAAAGUAUGCGGAGGCUGUGGCCGAGGAGAGUCGGCUCUCCAAAGACCACGGCAUCCAUAAGGAAGGGGAGGAGAAGAAAGAUGAAGACGAAGAGGAGAAAGGACAAGUGGUGAGCGUCGUGAAAUCUGAAAGCAAAGGGUGCGAUGGCGCCGACGACCUGGAGGAAAACCUGACCAAACUGGAGGACGAUAAAAAGAACCGUGGCGGCAACUUUACCUGCAGCACCUGCGAGAGAGAGUUCCUGUACGAGAAGAGCUUUCUGAAGCACAUCAGGCACAGCCACGGGAUCGCGGCCGAAGUCAUUUACCGUUGCGAAACCUGCAGCCAGACUUUUGCCAACCGGUGCAACCUCAAAAGCCACGAGCGCCACGUCCACAGCAGCGAGCGCCACUUCCCUUGCGAGCUCUGUGGUAAGAAGUUCAAGAGGAAGAAGGACGUCAAGAGGCACAUUCUGCAGGUUCAUGAGGGUGGUGGGGAGCGUCAUCACUGCCUACAAUGUGGAAAGGGUUUGAGCUCCAAAACGGCCUUGCGGCUUCAUGAAAGGACACAUACAGGCGACAAGCCUUAUGGGUGCACAGAGUGUGAGGCUAAGUUUUCUCAGCCUUCGGCACUUAAAACACACAUGAGGUAUGGACACACUUAACUGGCCUUCUUAGUUAAAUCUCUGGGCAAAGAAAGGAAAAGGUAGCGUUCCUCCAAGGCUGCUUGUCAAAUAAGAAAGCAGGGUUUUAUGAGUAGAGUUUACCAUAUUUUUUGCUCUAUAAGACUCACUUUUUCCCUCCUAAAAAGCAAGGGGAAAUGUAUGGAGCGAAUGCAGGCUGCGCAGCUAUCCCAGAAGCCAGAACAGCAAGAGGGAUUGCUGCUUUCGCUGCGCAGCGAUCCCUCUUGCUGUUCUGGCUUCUGAGAUUCAGAAUAUUUUUUUUCUUGUUUUCCUCCUCCAAAAACUAGGUGCGUCUUGUGGUCUGGUGCAUCUUAUAGAGCGAAAAAUACGGUACUCGUGAAAUGUUUGGUAGUGUUUGCUCUUUGCUUUCGAAGAAAAAGUUUGAGACUGUCGUGCAGAUGGCACCAAAUCACAGGCUCGGACUCCUAUUGAGUUGCCUUUAAAAGAGUUGGGAGUAAAUUGAAGCCUUUAGAGGAGAACUGGGAAAGGUAGUCUUGAUUUCAUCACACCGAUACUCAGAAUUGUAGUUAAAACAAGUGGCAAAAAAGACUUCAAACAAUCCAGUCUGACUUUUGCCAGCUAAUUUGGAUAAAACACAUUACAGUGGUUCAUGAUAUGAGUCCUUGGGAGUAAUAAUGGUAACUUGAAUGCUUUCUACCUCCACAUAUAGAGCAUUCGAAUUCAAUGGGAGGUGGCAGGUUCUGGUAAUUGAAAUUGAAUUCUGCAGUCAUUGUUUCAGGUGUUACUUGAGCACAAACAGUAGCAUAAUCCUUUGGUUCCAGACAGGACCUCUCUUUCUCCCACUCAUCUUCUGAAACUUUUUGCGAUAGGCUUGACAGCAAAACUUCAUCACUGUUGAUGGGUCAGUUUGCCCCUUGAAAAAUUCAACGGCAUGUGUGUUCUUCAGCUGGCAAUGUCAUGGGCAAAUAUUUUCUCUUGAUGAAAGCCAAAGGUCUCCUGAAGCUUUGCCAGGGCUACUUUCAGUGCCCUGCAUCAUCAAGGAAAGAGCCACAGGGACCUUUGCGGUCUCAAAUCUCCAGUAGUAGAAGUGGCACUUCUUUGCAAGACAAGGACUUUGAAUUCUUUGAUUCUAUUAUUGUUCACUAGAUGGGCUUACUGCUUUCAAUUCUCCCCACUGUGAAACAGCUUUUGAAACCUGCAGAGUGAGGAAUUGAGUCCUUCCCUAUGACUUACCUUUCUUUUUAGAUAGAAGCUGCUGUAAAAUAUCUUUUGUGUGUGUGUAUCUGUGGGAUGGGUAGUCUCUAUAAAACACAGAAAAGAAACUUAUGGGCUUGCAGGGCCCCUAGAUACUUCAGGUUCAAUUCUUAGUUCAGAUAUUUGGGAUGGAAUUCAUGUUUGAUUAGGAGGGUGAAGCUCCUUCAUUGUUAUCGUGCAUCAUGCAACAGUAAUAUUUUUAGUGGUAUGUUUUGUAAAAACUGUAUGGGCUUGUAGAGGGAGGGCGAUCUCUACCCCAUCUUUUGGUAUGUUGAAGAAUUCUUCUGCCUCCUUGAGGAGCCAGGAAUAUCAACCAUUGUAGAGCAGUGUUUGGUCACAGCAGGGAAAAAAACAACAGGGUGUGCAGGUAAGGACAUAGCUUGUGAUUAAUUUUAUAUGUGUUAUUGUUUUAAGUUGAGGGAAUGAAAUCCAAAAGGUAACUGUUCUAAGGCUUCCACAAGCAAAACAUCUCUCUCCUCUGCACACACGGUUUUGAAAAGCCAAAAUAUUUGUGAUCCAGGGAAACACUUUUGGAUCCCUCUCCCCGCCCCGGGGGAUCCAGUUUCACUGGAAAUACAUUGUCGUUCCUGUUGAUCUAAGAUUGUAGGUAGCUUUACACAAAACAAGAAAAAAAUACAUUCUUUAGUAUAAAUAAGUACAAAUAGUAUCUGAAAAUUACAGCUUUUUUGUUUUAGUCUAAUUUAAAGCAUCUAAUUUUUUGGUUCUGCUUCUAUUUUACCUUACUUUCCAUUGCCUUACCAUUAUUGCUGGCUGGGCCCAAAAGACAGCAAACAUGCAGGAGACUGCUUUUGUUCAGCUGGGAGCCCCAUACACUAGCAUAUGCUGUGCACUUGGCUUUCGGGGGUGCAGGGGAGAGAGAAAGAGUCCCAUCCAUAGAUAGGCAAAGACAACCUCAAGAAAGAAAGUGCCCACCACUAGUUACUGCUUAGUAAAGAGGCAGAACAAGUGACUAUGUUAAAGUGCUGUAGUUGUGUUGAUUUGUAUUAUUUUCUCAUUUCAGAAUCCAUACUGGUGAAAAGCCUUUCGUUUGUGGCGAUUGUGGAGCAAAAUUCACGCAGAAUCACAUGCUGAUCUAUCAUAAAAGAUGCCACACAGGUAUAAAAGUAUUGCUUUUUUUUGCUUUGUACUCUUUCACUCAGUGUGUCUGAUUUCCUGUACGUCUGAGAGUUUGGCCACAUUGUUCCCAAAGAGCAAGUAAUUUGGGACAGGUGAGCAGUUUCUGUCUUCGCUCCAAAGUGUUGCAGGUUUAUUCUGUGAUGCUACACUGGUGCAAUGCAGCCCCUUAGACAAUUAUUGCUGGACCAGUAGCUGUUAAAAGAGGUGAGGGGAGAGUUAAAACUGCCAAUGCACUGUUUGGUUGAAGUGUACCUUGGCUUUCUCAAUCCCUAUCCUUGUUCCAAAUCUUACUGUUAGUGGCUUAAACUAACCUCUUCACCUUUAUUGUGUCCUCUAGGGGAACGGCCUUUCAUGUGUGAAACGUGUGGGAAGAGCUUUGCCUCUAAGGAGUAUCUGAAACACCACAACCGAAUCCACACGGGGUCCAAGCCAUUUAAAUGCGAAGUUUGCUUCCGAACAUUUGCACAGAGGAAUUCACUGUAUCAGCACAUAAAAGUUCAUACAGGUAGGAAGGCAAAAGGGUCAAGCUGAGGGCGGGACGGGGAGCCUCCUGUUUGCAAAAUUUUGGUGUGAACUAAAGGGACGCGGGUGGCGCUGUGGGUUAUACCACAGAGGCUAGGACUUGCCGAUCAGAAGGUCAGCGGUUCGAAUCCCCGCAGCGGGGUGAGCUCCCAUUGCUCGGUCCCUGCUCCUGCCAACCUAGCAGUUCGAAUGCAUGUCAAAGUGCAAGUAGAUAAAUAGGUACCGCUCUGGCGGGAAGGUAAACAGCGUUUCCGUGCGCUGCUCUGGUUCGGCAGAAGCGGCUUAGUCAUGCUGGCCACAUAACCCGGAAGCUGUGCGCCGGCUCCCUCGGCCAAUAAAGCGAGAUGAGCGCCGCAACCCAAGUCUGUCACGACUGGACCUAAUGGUCAGGGGUCCCUUUACCUUUAACUUUAAAAAGAGGGGCUCUUACCAGUUCACUGUAUACAGUGGUACCUCGGGUUAAGUACUUAAUUCGUUCCGGAGGUCCGUACUUAACCUGAAACUGUUCUUAACCUGAAGCACCACUUUAGCUAAUGGGGCCUUCUGCUGCUGCCGCGCCGCCAGAGCACGAUUUCUGUUCUUAUCCUGAAGCAAAGUUCUUAACCUGAAGCACUAUUUCUGGGUUAGCGGAGUCUGUAACCUGAAGCGUAUGUAACCUGAGGUACCACUGUACAAAGGUUUAGUUUCGCUGGUGAUUCUGUUUUAUAAAACACAUGGCAAAAGCUGAUUCGAGAAAGGAUUAUAACAGAUCUCUGCUGAAAUACACCCCCUGGCUCAGUCAUUCUCUUGCACUCAGAUUUGUUUUUUGGUCACGUGUUUCAUCACUAAGGAGACGUUGCUAACUCUCCGCACCUUUAGUAAUCUUGUCACUAAACUCUGUUUCCUCCAGUUGAUUUGCCAUGUUUAGCUUUGACUUCCCCACCCAAUUCUUUCCUGAGGAAAUUUUACUCUUUGGCACAGCACCUUCGAGUAUAUUACCGGGCGUGGGGGUGACCUGAAAAUGAGCAUUUUCCACCAUUGUCCCUGCACUCUUGAAAGCCCAUCCCUCUGCCAUAUGUGAUACAUCAUGCAGCAGUUGUUCCAGAUGUCUUAUAAAGACAUAUCUUUUCCCCAGGCUUUUCCUAACCUAUAAAAUAUUGGAACCUGUUAUUACGGAAUUACAGUGGUACCUCGGAAGUCGAACGGAAUCUGUUCCGGAGGUCCGUUGGACUUCCAAAACUUGGUUUCCAUUUGGAAACCAAGGCGCAGCUUCCGAUUGGCUGCAGGAAGCUCCUGCAGCCAAUCGGAAGCCGCGUCAGACAUUCGGGUUCCAAAGAACGUUCGAAAACUGGAACGUUCACCUCCGGUUCUGCAGCGUUCGGGAUCCAAGGUACAACUGUACUGUUUUUCAAAAUACAGACAUAAAGACAGUGAAACAGUCUCUCUCUCUUUAGGAUAUUGUAUCUUUGUGUACCACUUUUUAAAAUGUUAAGUGGUUCAGAAAUGCUUCCGAUUACAUCAUUGUGCUUUCCGAUUAUCCCUCUGCCCUGGCCUUCUCUGAUCAGAGUAAGGACAUCCAAGUUUCUGUUUGCCAGGUCGCCAGCCUGUAGGAAGCUUUCUGCUUUAGCCAUGUGCAUGUCGUGUUAUUCUUGGGCCUUUCCUAAGCAAGGCUUCCGUGUCAGCGUCCAGUUAGAAACUGGUAUCUAACGACGUUGUUCAGAUCCUACAUAAACCAGCUUCAGCCUCUUCCAAAGUGCCUUGCAGACUCAAAUUCAUUUCAUGUUUUUGAGGACUGUUGUUUAUACCUGGGGAAACCUGCCUGCUCCAGUGAGUUGUAUGUUGGCCUUGGCCCUAUACUUUAAAAUCCCAAGUCUGGGAGUUCCUGAGGCCACACUGAAACCCUCUAUGUCAGGUCUUCAUCUUUACAAUAGGAAUAAGAGAGGAUUGGACGUUAUUCUGCAUGUUGCUAAUGCAGUUAGGAUCGCGAUUAGUAAUUAAAGAUUUCUUUCCAGUUAGUGCUUUCAGCUCUGGUGAAAAUAAUUCUUUCCUUGAGCUAUUUGCGUCUACCAUCAUAAUGACUUUUUAGUUGGUCUUUCCUAUUCUAACUUAAGCCUUUUGUUUGUUUUCAUAUUCCAUCUCCCUCUUUCUUUUCCUUCCAGGUUAAUAUUAAUAUUUCUCUGCUUUUGUUUUCUCUUCACUUGCUACAUUUUCCUCUUUAUGAUUUCUUUUACCUACUUUCAAAUGUAUUCCUUCUCUACCUCCUGUUUAUUUUUCAUCUCUGAUUUUUCCAUUUUGUCCCCUGUUGGUUGUUAAACCCUGUGUCUUUCUCUAUUCUAUUCUCUGUUGUGCUUUUUUUUCUUUAUUGCUCCUUAACUAUGGAACUCUCUACUAGCUAAUGUUUGUGUAGUUCAUUCUCCUUUUUUAAAAGCACAGCAUACUAAUUUAUUUUAGCAGGCCUAUGCUUAAUCAUUCUUGACCUCUAAAUUUCUAGCAUUAUUUUUAGUUUAAAUUAGAUUGUAUUCCUGCUCAGUAAGGCUUGUCGUCCUAUGUGUUUUGAACAAUACUUAGUUCCCACAGGUACUUCACAAAUAAAGUAUAAUAAUGCCGUUCAUUUUACAAACGUAUCUGACAGUAAUUUCUGCUGGAGGACAGAAUAACUGUCUGUUUGGUGUACCGGUAGAUAGAUUUAAAAAACAAAGUAUAAUUGAUUCCAGAAAGGCUUUUAUUAAUACAAAAGCAUGAAAACAUUUUAUCCCAUUUUCAGCUCAGUUCAGUGUUAAGUUGGGAAUACACAAUUGAAGUUCAUGACACAUUCUUAUCAUCAGAAGUUCUGACUUGUACUCUUGAGGUCAUUGUAUUCUGGCUGAUCUUAAGUUGUAUUUGGUGCAGCUACAAAGGGACGCGGGUGGCGCUGUGGUCUAGGGCUUGCCAAUCGGAAGGUCGGCAGUUCGAAUCCCCGCGAUGGGGUGAGCUCCUGUUGCUCGGUCCCUGCUCUUGCCAACUUAGCAGUUUGAAAGCACAUCAAAGUGCAAGUAGAUAAAUAGGUGCCGCUCCAGCGGGAAGGUAAACAGCGUUUCCGUGCGCUGCUCUGGUUCGCCAGAAGCGGCUUAGUCAUGCUGGCCAUAUGACCCAGAAGCUGUACACUGGCUCCCUCGGCCAGUAAAGCGAGAUGAGUGCUGCAACCCCAGAGUCGUCCGCGACUGGACCUAAUGGUCAGGGGUACAUUUACCUUUACCUUACAAAGGUGAAGAUCUUGCAGGUGUUCCUUAGUGGUUUCUUCCUUCACUUAAAGGUAAAGUUAAAGGGACCUCUGACCAAUAGGUCCAGUUGUGGCCGACUCUGGGGUUGCAGUGCUCAUCUCGCUUUAUUGGCCGAGGGAGCCGGCGUACAGCUUCCAGGUCAUGUGGCCAGCAUGACUAAGCCGCUUCUGGCGAACCAGAGCAGCGCACGGAAACGCCGUUUACCUUCCUGCCAGAGCGAUACCUAUUUAUCUACUUGCACUUUGACGUGCUUUCGAACUGCUAGGUUGGCAGGAGCAGGGACUGAGCAACGGGAGCUCACCCCGUCGCGGGGAUUUGAACCGCGACCUUCUGAUUGGCAAGUCCUAGGCUCUGUGGUUUAACCCACAGUGCCACCCGCGUCCCUCUUCCUUCACUUGGUUGCUGUCAAAGUCUGCAAGAGCAGCCCUUUUGCAUGCAGUCAAAUAGCAAUAGUAACCAUGUGCUCUGCUUAUAGGUGAGCGUCCCUACUGUUGUGAUCAGUGCGGCAAACAGUUCACCCAGCUCAAUGCCCUGCAACGCCAUCAUCGGAUUCACACAGGGGAGAAACCGUUCAUGUGCAACGCUUGUGGCCGGACAUUUACCGACAAAUCUACUCUUCGGCGGCACACCUCUGUAAGGAAAUUUUGAUUUUCUGUUUCCUAACAAGCCACGUAACUUAAGGGUGCGGCAGCUUUGGCCCUCCAGAUGUUGCUGACUACAACUCCCAUCAACCCAGGCUGUUGGGUCACGCUGGCUGCAGCUGGUGAAUGGUUUGAGUCCCACAGCACCUAGAAGGCCAGAGGUUCUCUAUCCCCGAUGUAAGUGGUGUAGUUACUGGCAGAGAUGGAAAACAUUGUGUAAACCCCACAGAGCAUGGCUCCCCCUGAAGUUGGAGCAUUGAACUAGAGCAGGCUUCCUCAAACUUGGCCCUCCAGAUGUGAGAACCAGUGUGGUGUAGUGGUUAAGAGCGGCAGACUCCUAAUCUGGUGAACCGGGUUCGCUUCUCCUCUCCUCCACAUGCAGCUGCUGGGUGACCUUGGGCCAGUCACACUUCUUUGAAGUCUCUCAGCCCCACUCACCUCACAGAGUGUUUGUUGUGGGGGAGGAAGGGAAAGGAGAAUGUUAGCCGCUUUGAGACUCCUUCGGGUAGUGAUAAAGCGGGAUAGCAAAUCCAAACUCUUCUUCUUCUUCUUCUUCUUUUGCCUACAACUCCCAUGAUCCCUAGCUAGCAGGACCAGUGGUCAGGGAUGAUGGGAAUUGUAGUCUCAAAACAUCUGGAGGGCUGAGGUUGAGGAAGCCGGAAUUAGGGCCUUAGAUGGCUGGCUGUUUUAUGCAUAGGGAGUGAGCAGAAAAAUUCUUUGGCUAAUCCUAAGCUAGGGACGUUCCCAUUUUCCUGCAUUUAAGAACUAAAUUAUUGAGUAUGGGGUGUUGCAGAUGGCUACCAAAUCAGAUUUCAUGAAUGCCUUGGCAGUUUAGACCUCUGUGCCCUUGCAGAGUUUCAGCAUUGACACAUUCAAGCAAAUACCUAAACAUGCCUGUGGUACUUGCCCAUUUGCGUGUCAGUUUUUCCACGGUACUCAUGCCGUUGGGAAGUGAUUCCUAUUAGGGCCUCAGUUGUACACUCUAAUUUGUGCAGCCAGAAAGCCCAAAAGCUGUUCCUUGCCUUUAUUAAACAGUGAAAACAAAUUACUAAUAUAUAAUGAGAAAAUGCAGGUUUGGUCUUGCAUUUUUGAUCUUAUUAUGAACUCUUCUUGUACUUGUUUUUUUUUUUAAAAAAAUUCCCUCACUACUUCAUAACUUGGGAAGGCUACAUCCUCUAUUCUGCCUACAUUUUAAUUGCUCUCAGCCAUUGUUCAUAAGAGAAACAAGUUUAGGUUGUUGGAGCUAGUAAUAAUAAUAAUAAUAAUAAUAAUAAUAAUUUAUAAUUGUAAUAAUUUAUUUGUACCCUGCCCAUUUGGCUGGGUUUCCCCUCAUUGCUGAAUAUGAACUUGCAAGAGUCCUAUAAUGCUAUAGCAGACCAAGAAAUAGCAUGUGCAGUUUUAGAUAAAAUAAAUAAAAAUAAAAUAAGUCUGAAAUGCCUCUCAACUUCAUUGGAGGCGCAGAGGUGGCUGCUUCCCUGCCUGAGUCCUGGGCAGUGUGGGCUCUGAAUCCUUAGACAGCAGUUUGAGAAGCGGCUCAGGAUCGCAAUACCUCAAGGACUGCCUCUUUCCAUAUGAACCUACCUGGACCCUGAGAUCAUCUUCUGAGGCCCUCCUUCAUGUGCCUCCUCCUCGAGGGGUUUGGAGGGUAACAGCAUGAAAACGGGCCUUCUCUGCAGUGGCUCCCCGUCUGUGGAAUGCUCUCCUCAGGGAGGUUUGCCUGGUGCCUUCACUAUACAUCUUUAGGCACCAGACAAAAAUGUUCUUUUUCAACCAGGCCUUUGCCUGACUUGAUCUACAUCAAGGGUCAGCAAACUUUUUCAGCAGGGGGCCAGUCCACUGUCCUUUAGACCUUGUGGGGUGGCGGACUAUAUUUUGGGGAAAAAAUAUGAACUAAAUCCUAGGCCCCACAAAUAACCCAGAGAUGCAUUUUAAAUAAAAGGACACAUUCUACUCCUGUAAAAACACCAGGCAGGCCCCACAAAUAAUGCAGAGAUGCAUUUUAUAUAAAAGCACACAUUCAACUCAUCUAAAAACACACUGAUUCCCGGACUGUCCAUCGGCCAGAUUUAGAAGGCGAUUGGGCCGGAUCCGGCCCCUGGGCCUUAGUUUGUCUACCCAUGAUUCUACAUCUUAUACCUUUUUAUAAAAUGCUGGCUCUUUUGGGGGGGAGGGUUAUUGUUGUUGUUUUGAUUUUAUGUAUUUGAUAUUUUAUGUGAACCGCCCUGAGACCUUUGGGUAUAGGGCGGUAUUGAAAUUAAAUAAAUAAGAGGAAGAAGAAUCAGUAUUCAGAGCAAAUUGAAGUUGCUGUAGACUGUAAUGUGUGCCAGUGGUGAAUUUUGCAUGUUUGUGGUCCCCCCCCCCCCCAGAUUCAUGAUAAAAACACACCUUGGAAGUCUUUCCUUGUGGUUGUUGAAGGAGCGUCUAAGAAUGAUGAGGAUCAUAAAACAGAGGCAGACUAUAACGUGGCUCGUUCCAAAAUAUCCGAGAAGCUGCUAUCGUUCUCUGAAAAUGGGCACUAUCAGGGUCUGACGGCUAUCCAAGGAAAUAUGACUGCGCUGCAUGAAAAUGGAUCGUCCGCAGUGACAGACUGCAAAUCAAAGGGCGCUGCAGGGUCUCCGGAAACCGCUGUAGCUACAACUUUGCAUGAUCUCACAGUGUUGCACACCCAGACUGACUCAUUUCAGCCUCCACUUUACACCUUGGUGACUAUAGAAUAG
Molecule: messenger RNA, 16500 nt
Organism: Podarcis lilfordi (Lilford's wall lizard)
Lineage: Eukaryota; Metazoa; Chordata; Lepidosauria; Squamata; Lacertidae
Source: the annotation of a GenBank genome assembly